GCUGCUGCUCAAGGCUUUUUGCAGGCAUUUUGCAUCGUAGGGCUGCCCCCGAGCGAUUUGACCAGACAAGAUGAUCCUCACGCAGUGCGCCGUCUGCGCCACCGAGCUCGGCUUAUCAUUGGGCAAGAAAUGCGGCCGCUGCAGCACGCGCUACUGCGGCGCCGACUGCCAGAAACAACACUGGGAAGAGGGUGGCCAUGACAAGCUCUGCAGGAAAAUAAAAAAGGCAGGCGGCGCCGAGCAAUACAACGCAAAUGAGAAGUACACGGAGGCUGUCGGAGCUGCUGCGGAGGCGUGCGCGGAGGACACGAAGGGCCAGACGUGCUACAUCUGCACGCAGGCCCUCCAUUGGAAGACGAAGGAGGGCCUCGUGCGCGGCUGUUCGUGUCGCGGGACGGCGGGUUUUGCGCACGUGUCGUGCUUGGCGGAGCAGGCGAAGAUUUUGGUCGCGGAGGCCGAGGAGAACAAUUUGGAUAUCAAGGUGCAGCAUGAGAGGUUUGCGCGGUGGUUCGUGUGCAGUCUGUGUGAACAACAAUACCACGGCGCCGUGUGCGGCGCGCUCAGCUGGGCGUGCUGGAAGACGUACGUGGGCCGGCCGGAGGCGGACGUGGCUCGGAUGAGUGCGAUGAGCGUCCUUGGGAACGGUUUAUUCUCUGCAAAACACAACGAGGACGCGUUGUCCGUGAGAGAGGCCGAGUUGGCUAUGAAACGGCGCCUUGGCGAUUCAGAACACAACAUACUCAUCGUGCAGGGCAAUCUUGCGAUCACAUAUGAUGCUCUAGGACGGCUUGAAGAGGCCCUACAGAUGAAGCGAGACGUAUACUCCGGACGGUUGAGGCUCAGCGGCGAAGAACAUGAAGAGACCCUCCGAGCGGCCAACAACUACGCGUCGUCCCUUCUUACAACAGAUCGCUUCGGAGAAGCCAAAUCCCUGUUGCUCAAAACGAUACCUGUGGCGCGGCGCGUUCUCGGAGAGAAUAAGGAUCUCACGCUCAGGAUGAGAUUGGGUUACGCGGCGGCGAUCUACAGGGACCCCGGCGCCACGCUCGAGGAUCUCCGCGAGGCCGUGACGACGCUCGAGGAGACGGAACGGGCCGCGCGGCGCGUGCUUGGCGGCGCGCACCCGACCACAGCGGGGACUGGGGAGGUACUGCAAGAAGCGCGAGCCGCGCUAAGCGCCCGCGAAGGAUAAAUACAAGCAC
This is a messenger RNA of Pelagomonas calceolata, 1202 nucleotides long. Lineage: Eukaryota; Pelagophyceae; Pelagomonadales; Pelagomonadaceae. The record is from the annotation of a GenBank genome assembly.